UGAAGUUCUGGUAAAAUAACUUCACUUCGUACCUUAGAUAGGUACCUAACCUAAUGCAAGCGACCUAUCAGUAAUCUACCUAGGUUAGCUGUCUGUCUCCAUGCAAACGAAUUCAUAAGGUGCCUUGAAGAUGCGUGGACCUUGGUUAUCGUAAACAAUCGUCUAUAAAAGCGCGAGGCUUUGAUUCGUUUGUAGCUUGUGAUUGAUAGCUACCUCUACUGAUAGUCCCAGGGAUAAUACAUACCUGGAAGCCCUGGAAGCUUGGCUUCGAAGUUGGCAGAAUUCUUAUUCAAUUACAUUACCAUAUCUUUAAUCACAUUGAGAGCUCUUCAAUAUGAGAAUUGCUAAUAGAUCCUUAGCAGUUCAUAGAGCCCUCAACAGCAAAAACUUGCUUGCUAAAAACUUCUGGGAUCUUUCACGCCCAAAAGCUACUACGAACACACAGGAAGAAUCUAUAUCCCCGGAUUCUUCUCUAGGUCCUAGGGCAUCAAAGUAUCAAAACCUCUUGUCAUUCAUAGACGGUGAUGAUUUUCUUAAAGAGCAGCAGGACUCGAGUCUUCGGCACCAAGAGCUGGCUCGAACUCUGAGCAAUUCUCCCAUCUUCACAGCUGCCGUUGAUAAAUUUGUCCACUCUGAAUUAUCACAGAGUGAACAUAACUCAGAUUUGGUCCCCCAGUAUGGACUGAUUGGCACUCGCCGGGAUAAUAAGAUCGCUGCCUCUCUAGAGGAUGGCCUCGUCAUUGGUAACGUCAACGUACCUUGGUCCGCCUUCAUCUGCGGUUCCCAAGGAGCAGGGAAGAGUCACACGCUAUGCUGCCUGUUAGAGAAUUCUCUUAUUGCCAGCAAUAAUGCCGGGGCUCUCCCAUAUCCGCUCGCAGGCAUGGUUAUGCAUUACGACGAUCACGCAAACUACAGUACAGCUCAGGUGUGCGAGGCGGCUUAUUUGUGCUCCUCAGGUAUUCCCGUAACCAUCCUCGUUUCGCCGUCCAACAUUUGGGCGAUGAAGCGUCUGUACACCAAUCUUCCGGGCUUACCACCAGGUAGCCCAAAGCCGAAAGUCGUACCCCUUUAUUUCGACGAACACCAGUUAGACGCUUCGAGAAUAUUGAAGCUCAUGGCUGUUGACCCUACAGCUGACAAGACUCCGUUAUAUAUGGAAGUUGUAAUGGACAUUGUUCGUACGAUAGCUAUGGAAGGAUCGGCUUUUACCUAUUCGAAAUUUCGGGAACGUAUUGCUUCAGUCAAAUGGAUGAGUGGGCAAGAGACGUCUCUGAACCUUCGUCUUCAGCUACUUGACAACUUUAUGGCGCCCUCGCCAAUGACAAAAUCGACUCGGCCAGCGAAGUCGCCGGAGAAUAUCUGGGCAUUUGAGCCGGGCUCAUUAACUAUCGUUGACAUGAGUGAUCCUUUCAUGAGCUCUGAUGAAGCUUGUACAUUAUUCUCGAUCUGUCUUUCUAUAUUUCUCGAGGAACGGAACAAAUGCGGGCGCGUUGUGGCGAUGGAUGAAGCCCAUAAGUUCCUAGCCCAAUCUGGUGAGGCGCGUGUCCUUACAAAUGAGUUGGUCUCCGUUAUUCGCCAACAGCGACAUACUGGAACGCGCGUGGUAAUUGCUACCCAGGAACCCACGCUGUCGCCUACGCUUAUUGACUUGGUUAAUGCCACAUUUGUUCACCGCUUUCUCUCCCCGAACUGGUAUGAAGUUCUCAAAAGACAUCUUGCCGGAGCUAAUACACAGGAUCCCGGGCACAACAAUUCACUCUUUCGCACGAUAGUCGGCCUUCGAACAGGACAGGCGCUCCUCUUUUGCCCUACCGCACGGAUGGAUGUUGAUGACGAGGCUUCUGAUGAUACGAAAGGGAUACGGCCUCUCAACGACAGUUACGUCAAGAUUCAAAUCCGAAAGCGUCUAACCGCUGACGGUGGAAAGAGUAUCACGGCCACAAGCGCGUCCGAAACUCCUGAAGCAUCGGUGGACAUCGAAGUCCCUAUGCACAUUGUGGAGCCGAAGGUAAAAGGUGGCAAGAAAGGUGGUAAAAAUAAGGGCAAGUCGCAGAAAGAAUCAUCAACACCAGCAACAUUCGAUGCAGUAUUAGAUGCAGUAGCAGACCAAAAUCCUAACAGUGCGGACGAAAGCGUAGCGUCUGAUAACCAGGCGAAAGAAGGAGAAGGAGAAGAAAAAGAAGGAGAAGGAGAAGAAGAAGAGGGAGAAAGAAGAAAACCCCCCCAAAGGAGUCGGCAUGUUACUAAGGAAGAGAUGGUCCAAGAGGGUGUACGUCAUUUCUCUUUAAUGGCUCAAGAACAUAAUAAUUGGGAAAGGUUGGCAUCGAUACAACGGAGAUAUAAGAGUCAGUUUUGGGAUGAACUGGAAGAAAAUCUCGGAUUGCGGCCUGGUAUGAUUAGCUGCAAUGUGGAAAAGAAAAGUUAUUUGGUCAUGGCUAUCGACAAAGAACUGAAGAAAAUUAGCAAGGCCAAAAAGCAUCAGAAAAAAUGAUGCACCAGGACAGAUUGGGAGAUAGAUCCACUAGCAUGCCUGGCAUUUAUAAGGAGCACGCUGCUCCCUCGAAGGCAGGCUUAUGGGGGCUCAGAUCAGGUAGCGCAUGGCAUAUAUCUUUCAAGAGUGGGAUUUAGGUAUCCCUUUACGAGUCGUCAUGGAGUGGUUCUAUAGAUUGGCCUUGUUGAUUAUAUAGAUAGAUACCUGGCAUCCCUUGACUCCAACUCUCCACUACUUAAUCAAAGAAUACCUUAGGAUUGAUAUCAGGUAGGCAGUCAGUGUCUAGUGUUGGGAUGCUGAACGAUCAACUACUUGUUACGCGAUGGGGAACAUUAUUAUUCCCUUAAACACCCUCGUCUAGGCCAGAAUGAAGUCUGCAAGAGAAGGCAAUUAAGUAGAAUAGAAAAAUAUUAUGAAAUCCAAGAUGUCAAGAGGUAGUCUGAUUCCCCCUAGGUAACUGAUUCGUUUGGGCGUAGUCGUUCGGUAAGAAUAAUACCAGUCUGAGAACCGAAGCUCGUCGCAAGGACUAGUUUAAGC
This is a messenger RNA of Daldinia caldariorum, 3028 nucleotides long. RefSeq lists its product as uncharacterized. The transcript has 5 exons. The record is from RefSeq and is a predicted model, not a curated record. NCBI's taxonomy places the organism in Eukaryota, Fungi, Ascomycota, Sordariomycetes, Xylariales, Hypoxylaceae. Bases 335 to 2491 code for a protein of 718 amino acids.